AUGAGAGCUCAAUCCAGUGGUACCCCAAUGAGAGCUCAACCCAGUGGUACCCCAAUGAGAGCUCAACCCAGUGGUACCCCAAUGAGAGCUCAACCCAGUGGUACCCCAAUGAGAGCUCAACCCAGUGGUACCCCAAUGAGAGCUCAACCCAGUGGUACCCCAAUGGGAGCUGGUCCCAGUGCCCAGUGGUACCCCAAUGGGAGCUGGUCCCAGUGGUACCCCAAUGAGAGCUCAACCCAGUGGUACCCCAAUGAGAGCUCGAUCCAGUGGUACCCCAAUGGGAGCUGGUCCCAGUGGUACCCCAAUAGGAGCUUAUCCCAGUGGUACCCCAAUGGGAGCUCAACCCAGUGGUACCCCAAUGGGAGCUGGUCCCAGUGGUACCCCAAUGGGAGCUGGUCCCAGUGGUACCCCAAUAGGAGCUUAUCCCAGUGGUACCCCAAUGAGAGCUCAACCCAGUGGUACCCCAAUGGGAGCUGGUCCCAGUGGUACCCCAAUGGGAGCUGGUCCCAGUGGUACCCCAAUAGGAGCUUAUCCCAGUGGUACCCCAAUGAGAGCUCAAUCCAGUGGUACCCCAAUGAGAGCUCAACCCAGUGGUACCCCAAUGAGAGCUCAACCCAGUGGUACCCCAAUGAGAGCUCAACCCAGUGGUACCCCAAUGAGAGCUCAACCCAGUGGUACCCCAAUGGGAGCUGGUCCCAGUGGUACCCCAAUGAGAGCUCAAUCCAGUGGUACCCCAAUGAGAGCUCAACCCAGUGGUACCCCAAUGAGAGCUCAACCCAGUGGUACCCCAAUGAGAGCUCAACCCAGUGGUACCCCAAUGGGAGCUGGUCCCAGUGGUACCCCAAUGAGAGCUCAAUCCAGUGGUACCCCAAUGAGAGCUCAACCCAGUGGUACCCCAAUGAGAGCUCAACCCAGUGGUACCCCAAUGAGAGCUCAACCCAGUGGUACCCCAAUGAGAGCUCAACCCAGUGGUACCCCAAUGAGAGCUCAAUCCAGUGGUACCCCAAUGGGAGCUGGUCCCAGUGGUACCCCAAUGAGAGCUCAACCCAGUGGUACCCCAAUGGGCGCUGGUCCCAGUGGUACCCCAAUGAGAGCUCAAUCCAGUGGUACCCCAAUGGGAGCUGGUCCCAGUGGUACCCCAAUGGGAGCUGGUCCCAGUGGUAUCCCAAUGAGAGCUCAAUCCAGUGGUACCCCAAUGGGAGCUGGUCCCAGUGGUACCCCAAUGGGAGCUGGUCCCAGUGGUACCCCAAUGGGAGCUGGUCCCAGUGGUACCCCAAUGAGAGCUCAAUCCAGUGGUACCCCAAUGAGAGCUCAACCCAGUGGUACCCCAAUGAGAGCUCAAUCCAGUGGUACCCCAAUGGGAGCUGGUCCCAGUGGUACCCCAAUGAGAGCUCAAUCCAGUGGUACCCCAAUAGGAGCUUAUCCCAGUGGUACCCCAAUGAGAGCUCAACCCAGUGGUACCCCAAUGGGAGCUGGUCCCAGUGGUACCCCAAUGAGAGCUCAACCCAGUGGUACCCCAAUGAGAGCUCAAUCCACUGA
Molecule: messenger RNA, 1539 nt
Organism: Carcharodon carcharias (great white shark)
Lineage: Eukaryota; Metazoa; Chordata; Chondrichthyes; Lamniformes; Lamnidae
Product: bifunctional endo-1,4-beta-xylanase XylA-like
Exons: 2
Coding region: 1-1539 (512 amino acids)
Source: RefSeq, a predicted model, not a curated record